Molecule: messenger RNA, 6954 nt
Organism: Plutella xylostella (diamondback moth)
Lineage: Eukaryota; Metazoa; Arthropoda; Insecta; Lepidoptera; Plutellidae
Product: forkhead box protein N4
Biological process (GO): regulation of DNA-templated transcription
Cellular component (GO): nucleus
Molecular function (GO): cis-regulatory region sequence-specific DNA binding; DNA-binding transcription factor activity
Source: RefSeq, a predicted model, not a curated record
ACUAGUCAUUCCCUCUUAGUUUCCUCAGCCAUACAUCUGAGUUGCGAAGUAGUUUCAGUAAAGUAAUUACGCAUUUUGGUUUUCCAAUGAUCCCUGGACUCUGAAGUCUAGAAAUUCACGUGGCGCCAGGCUAGCGUCGCAACGUGGGAUGCAGUAUCGUUUACAUGCGGUUCUAUAAUUGUUUCGGUACAGCGAGUGGCGUCCACGUCGCGUCGCGCGGCGUCCGUAUCGCGUCUCCUUCUAAAUUUGGAUCAGCAGAGUGUAGGCACUCGCGGGUGGCAUGUGCCCUGCCGUGCGGCUCGAGAGCCGUCCCUGCACUUAUGUAAUGGCCCUUUGAGCGUCGCGCGUCAUGUGUUUGCGUGCACGUGCGUCGCACGCUCUCGCUCCACGUCGCGCCGCCCGCAGUAGGCACUAGGCCUCCGCCACGCGCCGCGACCACCGCCAGUAUCUUAGCAACCUGUUGUUGACUGCCCACUGACCCAGUACUCGUGAUCUACACACAUGGAACUCUAUUGCAACACACACACAAGCCUACGAAACCACCAGCUUAUUUACGUUGCUAAGGCGUCAAAACCAUAACAUUGGAUUAUGCUGAAAGUUUAAUCAAGUCACCAAAGGCUAGGCCGGGCAAGGCUGAGCUUUGACUGCAGUUUCUGACUACUGAACCAAGAUGAAAGUUAUGGCGCCAAUGCGCGGCGAACGCGGCGGUUCCCCCGCGCGCGGCGCUCGCGCCUCCCUGCCCCUCUCCCGCCGCCUCAUCCGCCAGAUCGCCCGACACGUGGCCUCCAGCGGCCGGUCUCUAAGGAGGCUGGAGGUCUCCGGCCGAGUCAUAGACAACUUCGACGAUAUAGACGCGAUGAGCGAUGAAGAGGAUAACGAGACGCAGCUGGCAGCGGUGGCGUGUGGCGGGAAGCCCGGCAACCUGCCGCCGCCAGACCACGACGAUGACCUCACCAGCCUCAGCUGGCUCCAGGACCGAAAUCUACUUAGAGGUAUAAACUUGACGAAGGGAGAUGAACUGCAGGACAGCAAGAUGAUCGGGAGCCAAGUCAUUGUGAAGACGGAGCCAACAACGCCGCCGCCGCCGGGCGCACGCGUGCCCUCCCCCCCGCGAACCCCUGUCAAAUCACCCCCCUCACCCCCAACCCCUCCCCUAACACACACAAAACCCCCCUACUCCUUCUCCUGCCUCAUAUUCAUGGCCAUAGAAGCGGCCCCGGCCAGAGCGCUACCGGUGAAGGAAAUCUACGCCUGGAUUGUCCGCCAUUUUCCGUAUUUUAAGAACGCGCCCCAAGGCUGGAAGAAUAGCGUGAGGCAUAAUCUGUCGUUGAAUAAGUGCUUCCAUAAGGUAGCGGCAGCCCCCGGGCUGGGCAAGGGCUCGCUGUGGACCGUGGACCCGCAGCACCGAGCCACCUUGCUGCAGACAUUCGGCCGCCAACCCGUCCCGCAACCCCCCGACAUCGCGCCGCCCAAGAACUCGCCCGACCCACAGCUAUUCCCCUUCCUCGCGAGGAGACUGGCUGGAGACGAGAGGGAGAAGGAGGAGUCCGCGCCCGGAGCUGAUGAGUACCUGGCCGCGGCCACCGUGCUGGCCAUGAAGUACGGGUCCCAGGUGCUGGAUCAGCUACCGCCAGCCGCGCACCUAGUAAUAUCGCGGUGCACUCGCGACGAGCACUCCUACUCCGGCUGCGAGGAGAGACGCACGGCCGAGGCGCUGUUGAACCUAGCCGGAGUAGAGGCCCCCGCGCCCAGCUAGCGCCCGAGAACCAACCCGACGCCGUACGAGAGAAGAGCCACUUUCGAAUAACACCCGCCGGCGAGUUAUGGUCUUUUGGAGGUAAAAGGAGUGAUUGAGUUUGGGAUCUAUUGUUAAAUGGGAAAGGGUUUCCAAUGAUGGGGUUGAGAUGUGUUUGAGAGAGCUUUUGGAGUCGUAUGUAUAGUAGGGGCGUUAUAAAGAUGAGUACAUUAUGUAUAGUACUUUGAGACACUCUUACUAUAGAUAUGGCUUUAUUUAAGGGCUUAAUCGAGCAAGUCUAUGUGCUUAUGAUUCAUUAGGAUUUUGGUUAGUUAUGGUUUUGUAUGUAAAGUGCUUGUAGGAAAUGGACUCUUGUGACGGAAAGUAAAGGUUCAGUGUGAAAUGACAGCAGUCGUGUCUAUAAGAUUAUAGGACUGUCUUCAGUUGAGGGGUUGGUUUUGAAGGUUAUAGAUUAAAAUUAUUAUAUUCUUUUUGAAUAGAUCCUAAUGUAUUUUCCAUCAUAACUUAUUUCGUCUUACAUGUGCGGUCGCUAAAGGCUUCUUUCAUAUAAAAUAUUUGGACUAGAACAAUCAUGUUUUGAAUAAAAAUUAAGACUUGCUGUGCAAAUGGGUGUAUUAUGUAAGUAAUGUUCUUAUAUUGAAUUUGAUGAUGUUUACGUGAUAGGUUACUAUUUUUGACAUCUUGAUCCUUAUAAACAGACCUACUUUGAUUCAGUUACUCCUAAGUUUUACGCUCAAAUAGGCUUUCAAAACAUUUAAAAUAACGAUGAAUUUAUGAUUCUAUUACCAAAUUUUCUGGAAGAAAAUGUGUUAUAUUUUAAACUAGGCAAGGCCUAUGAAAUAAUUAAAAAACAUUGUUAUAUUAGUUCCUGGAACAAAAAUCAAAAUUUUAUUGAUUUGACUUUGGGUAGGCAAAAUUUUAUUAUACUCUAGUCCUUUUAAAAAUCGUUAAAACAAGAAUAAUGCCGCAUAGGUACGUGAAAAAUAAUUAAAUAGUUAAAUACUUGCUUCAAACUUUGAUUCAUAAUACUUUGGGAUUUCUUGUUUCUCAGUUUUGUAUAAAGACAUCACAUGCGUUUAGUCGAAAAUAUAGGUACAUUAACUCAGGUUACCUAGAGCAUAUAUUCAAUUAUAAACUAGGGUUUUUAUAGUGAUAGUUGUGAUAUUAGUACGAAAAUAAUAACGUUUAAUGAAAAAUAUAUUCAUAACCUUUGAUUGCAUUUAGUUAAUCCCAAUGUUAAAUAUAGUAUCAUUUUAUAGGAUGGCACUUUUAACAGUUUCGAAUGGCCUGUGCUAUCUACGUUGAUGCCUUACGUUUACCUCGAUAAAUCUAUGAUUUAUGGUAACUGCUAAAAGUACAUCCUUAAUAUUUAUCUGUCCCCUUGUUUGUAUAUAUUUAUACCACAUUUCCAAUGAUACAAGAAAAUAUAGCUAUAGAAAGUUUGUACCGUAAACAAUCUAUUUUAGCGAGUUUAUUAAAUAUUCUACUCAACAUUAAUUUAAAUAUAUUUUUAAACCAAUAUUGUAAGAGUACGGGUCAGAAGUUGCCAUAGUUAUUUAAAAUCAGAGGAGAUGUGGUUCUUAUUUAAGACAUAAGUUUUAUCAAUUUGUGUGAUUAUCUUGAUGUAAUUUUCGUUCCCUUUAGGUAAAGAUUACGUAUUUAUUAAUAGUAUAACGAUGGAUGAUAAUUAUAAUAUGAACUGCAUUCUAAACUGAGCAAUAUUUAAUAAUAGUGUAAUAUAUGAAACUACAAAUUUUAUAUACUUAUAUUAUAACGUUAAGUAUUUCUUGUGUUCAAAAAGCUGUAAUAGACAUAAUCACUUCAUAAUUAUUAAGCUACAGAUUACUUAUUCACAUAAUAAUAAUAUAUUUAUAUAAUAAUAGCUUAUGGUUACAUGAUAAUAGUAUAGAAAGCGCGUAUCACGAGAAUAUAUAGAUAUCUUUUCACAUGCUAAGAGGAUAAAUGACAGUACAUUCUGUUGUUGAUUUUGUCAGCACUGAAAUUACAAAAUUAAUUACCAAAAAACUAAUCUUAAAUCAAAAUAAAAUCUUCUUUUCACAUCAGGAAUUCAGGGCGGGAUAAUGUAUUUCAAAUCAAAGCAAAGUCUUUAUGUAUAUGCCAUCGGCCAUCUGUCAAUGUGAACUAUAAAAAAAGCUAAAGUGACUAAAGUGCCGUUUGAAAGUGACCGUUUUGUCACUUUCUCGCUUCGUCAAGUGCCUGUAUGUGUAAAUUAUCUGUGUCUACACUUCCAAACGUUUUCAAUAUAGUGCUAAACAUUUUCUUUCGAUGAAUGUAUUAUGAUAGCGCAGUUGUAAGAACGUAUAUGAAUAUGGGCUUCCGAUAUGGAUACUAUGGUGUAUACCUGUGCUUGUGGUCGAUAACUCAAGGCCCUCCACUGCCUAAAUCCUUACCGACGAUUCCCGUAAAAUACUCACGUCCUGCCAUUUUAACGUAGGUUUAUUGAUUAUCCAUUGGUUCGCGAAGCCGGUGCUCGAAGUCCUUAAAUAAAACACCAAUAUUGUGAUAGUAUCCUCCUUUAUUCAUAAUAUUACUAAGUGAACAUCCGGGUGCUUUGAUCGGGAUAAAAGUUGCGCUUCAAUGAAUUUGCAGGAUAAUUUCCGCGCUAUUCAAUCAAUUCGGCCGCCAUUUUGAAUUGUCUGCACCGUCUUUUCUUUUUCGAAAACAAUAUGGCGCCGUUUUAAUAAAGAAAAACAAAUCGUAGAAAAAUUACUUAGACUGAUAAUAAUGACUGAUAAGCAUGGAAAAGCAAUAUUAUUUAUUUAUUUACACAUUUUUUAUUAAAAAUCCUCGCCGUGGCUAGUUCUAAUUGUUUUGUUGUUGUUGAAUGUUUUAUUUUUAACUUUAAGAAUCGUGUUUACGUCUACAACAUGCCUCGAAUUUGUUCAAAGAACUAUCUCGCUUGCCUUCAAACGCUGAUUAAAUUCCCAGUUCUAUAGGAAUAUUUCAAAUGAUAUUAUAAUCUGUAAAGCGAGUAAAAUAUUGUCUUGGAGCAAGUUUGAGUGUAAAAAUUCGCCGUAGUUCGCUUUGACCCUUUCAGGAUAUAAGUUAAGGUAGAUUAUGACAAAGGUAUUCGGUUAAACUGUUAAACCUUUGAUUAAGGUUGAUGAAAAAAAAUCGCGUAGUUUCACUACCAAACUUUAUUUGAGUUAUUUAAUUCGCUUCCAAAAGUAGUUUUAGUUUAUCGAAAAUUAUUAUAAUUAUAAAUUAAUUAGGCUUCGAUGAAAACAACUUUUGUUUUCUUAGUUAAUAGUUAUGGUUGAUGUGCCAAAUGUUUAUAUAAUAGCCAGAAAACAAAGGAAACGGUACCAGUAAUAAAAUGUUAUUUAUGUAAUAAAUACUAUAGCUAUCGUAUAGGCGCUUAGAUUGUAAUUGUAAGUGAUAUAAAUACAAAAACAAUGUUAAAAGAUAAACAGUACAUUUUUGCUGUAUUUAGCGUCUUCCAUCUAACUUAUAUUUUAUUUUUUCUUAGAAAUGGUAGAGGAAAAAAGAAGUUUGUGUGUUUGUAAAUAUUUGUACGACUCCUGUUCUAUAAAAUUGAAUUAACAGCCUACGCUUCAGAUUGAGUGAUAUUUACUAUGAUAUUUGAUCACGAAUCCCUGAAUCGACGUAAGAACUAACGGAGGUCGUUCAAUGUAUGAAAGUAUAAGCUUCUUGCAUGUACAGUACCUACAGUGCUGCCAACUUUCCAGGUCAAAAAGAAAAGUAUGAAAAUUAUUUUCGCUAACAGAAAAAAAUUAGAGUUAUUUCAGUUACCGUGAAACAAGUGAGAUAGGUACUUACACAAUGUACGAUCAGCUUCAUAAGUAGUUCUAAGUUUUUGUACCUUGUCUCAGUAACACACAGUCAAUGUUUGAAUGAAUUAAUAGGCGAUUUGUGAGUUAGACAAGGUAGAAAAGUAUACAUAUACCUAGCUAACUACUUAUGAAGCUGACUGUAUGCUUUAUUUCUGUUUGCGUAAAUUAUUUAAACCUGAGGUAAACUUGUAUGUUUUUGUAUAUUUCAAAGAUACAUUUAUGGUGUGUCGGACAAGUUGGUAUCACUGUACAAUACACACAGCAUCGGCAUAUAAAUGAAAUGGUAUAUUUUACUUGCUAGUAAAUUAUUUUGCCGAUGCGUAAAACCGUAGACUUUUUUGGUGGUAUAUAAUAAAGUGUAGAUAAAUUUUACAGCAAUAAUAAUAAUAGUUAUGUAGUGCAGUGUUGCAAUGUAGAUGCUACAUUAUAUUCGUGUGAUAAUACAUUACAUUUAAAUAAUAUAUACUUACUUGUAAAUAACUUAGUUAUACUUCGAGAAAAAUACUUAUAUGCGCUUCAUUUUAUUUGACUUUGAAAUAUAAAAUAGAAAAAUCUAUAAUUAAGUUAAAAAGUUUGUUAAAGAAUCGAACUUUACAUAAAUAAAAAUAAGACAAAGUCGAUUUCAAAGAAAUUUUGUUAAAAUCUUUGUAGAAGUUCACAUAGUUGCAUUUCCUGAAUUGUAUUUCGAUUGUAUUUCAGUUUUUAUCACAAUUUUUACAGAAAUCUCUUUCGAAAAGAUAUUAAGAUGACUUUGUUAAUAAUUUAUUUAAUUAGUUUAAUUUUAACAGCUGUGUUAACGUGUAGGACUAUUUUAUUUGGUGUUUGAAUAAUACAAUGCGUGAGUGAUUAAGCUUUAUAUUUUAAAGAUCAACCGUAAAACGUUAAACUAUAAUUAUGUGGCGUCAUUAUUUAAAUAUCAGAAAUGCAAAAAAAAAACUCUUCAGCAUGCGGAGUACGACUUUUUACGCCGAUCGAGUAGUGGCGAGUGACUGCGUCCUGCGAAUUCGUAAUUGUAUGGCGCGGGAGAGUCGCCACCUAGCGGUAUACGCGCUGCACCUAGCUCCGCAACGUACAAAUUUGGGCCGAUUUUCACUGCUCGAUCGGUUAACAUAAACCCACACUUGGCCCUCUGUAGAAAUUUAUAAAAUAAUGACGCCACAUUUUUAACGCUAACGUUGUGAACGUUAUUCUUAAGUGAGAAAACGACGCUCGAACUAAGAUCAUUGUUGUUGUUAAUAUGUUUGUCGGCUUCUAUACGAUGCAACACCCAUUUUUUAUGUUAUUUUAAUAAUUGUUGAGACUUAUUGCCAAAUUUUUAUUUGUCCUAAAUCUUUUGUCUUUGUACAUAUCCAUUAAAAUAAAAUAAAUUAUGUACUGAGAAUC